Molecule: messenger RNA, 1119 nt
Organism: Acanthosepion pharaonis
Lineage: Eukaryota; Metazoa; Mollusca; Cephalopoda; Sepiida; Sepiidae
Source: the annotation of a GenBank genome assembly
AUGGCCGAUUUCGUUUUAAUCUCUCUCUCUCUUCUCUCUCUCUCUCUCUAUCUAUCUAUCUAUCUAUCUUCUCUCUUUCUCUCUCUCUAUAAAAAGAAAAAAUUUUGUAUUUCCUGUUUGUCUGUCUGUCUGUUUGUCUGUCUCUCUCUCUCUCUCUCUCUCUCUCUCUCUCUCUCCUUUAUUCUCUCUCUCUCAAUAAAGAAAAAAAAACCCCAAACUUUAAACAAAAUCUCUCUCUUCUUUCACGCACUCUCUCUCUCUCUCUUUCUCUCCCUCUCACACACACACUCUCCCUCUCUCGCUCUCUCUCUCUCUCUCUCUCUCUCUCUCUCUCUCUCUCUCUCUCUCUUACCUUCCUUCCGUUCUUUUAGGGUCUUCUUUUCUUUACUGUUUCUUCCCUUCUUUUUUCUUUUCUUUAUUUAUUUCUUUCUUUUCUUUCUUUCUUUCUCCAUUUAUUUUCUUUCGUCCUUUUCUUUCUUUCUUUUUUCUAUUCUUUUCUUUUCUUUCUUUCUGCCUUUCUUUUCUUUCUUUCUUUCUUUCUUUCUCCAUUUAUUUAUUGCCUUUCGUCCUUUUCUUUCUUUCUUUUUUCUAUUCUUUUCUUUUCUUUCUUUCUUUCUUUCUUUCUUUCUUUCUUUUCUUUCUUUCUUUCUUCAUUUAGUUAUUGCCUUUCGUCUUUUUCUUUCUUUUUUUUCCAUUCUUUAUUUUUUUCUUUCUUUCUUUCUUUCUUUCUUAAUCUUUCUUUCUGUCGUUUUUCUUUCUAUCUUUUCUUUCUUUCUUUUUUCUUUCUUUCUACUUUUCUUCUUUCUCUAUUCCCAUUUUUCUCGAUAUUUUAUUUCAUUUUACUUAACUUACUUUUCUGAUUUUCUUGAUAUUUUCCCUUUUUUUAUUCAUGACAAUGAUCCCUUCAUUUUGUUUCACCCUUUUUCUUUUGCAUUCUCUCUCCCUCCCUCCCUCCCUAUCUAUCUACCUCACUCUUCAUAUCUAUCUAUCUACACAUGCGGCUUCACAUACAAACGAACGAGACGCUACUAUCGUUCUUUCAUUGACUUUCUUUAUUUCCUUUUCUUUCUUUCUAUCUUUCUUUCUUUCUUUCUUUCUUUCUUUCUUUCUUUCUUUUAG